Molecule: messenger RNA, 1926 nt
Organism: Cladophialophora bantiana CBS 173.52
Lineage: Eukaryota; Fungi; Ascomycota; Eurotiomycetes; Chaetothyriales; Herpotrichiellaceae
Exons: 1
Coding region: 1-1926 (641 amino acids)
Source: RefSeq, a predicted model, not a curated record
AUGAAGCAUCUAUACCACAGUUUACACCACCCUGAAGAACUCCCUGAUUCUAGAAAUUGGGCACAUAAAUGCCUGGAUUCGCUGCUCUCCCAGACGAGCAAUCUGGCUCGACAGCACUGGGAACAAAAUAGGACCGAAAAGGUCAACCGCAGCAUCCUUUGCCUUCGGAAUUUCUCAAAGGAGGGCUUACGAGGUUUCUUGGAGGCGAUGAACAUCGAGAUCCAAGAUGAAUGGGAAAGAUAUGUUCUUGGAAGAAGGGCAGGCAACCCACGAGAGUUAUUCCAGACUGUGCACGAAGCUUCCCAAUGGAUCAAAAAGAUAAGCCCUGUGAAGCUCGUUGACGGAGCCUGGCUUGGCCAUCUGCGUCUCAGCUUGAUACCUUUCUCACUCCAACCCGUGCUCAGGGAUCUCUGGCAGAUUCUCUCAGAAGAGCUAGGUGAUGGAGAUAUGGCCAAGAAUCAUGUCUAUGUCUUCAAGGAACUGCUUCUGAGCGUCGACCAUGAGUUCCCCAAUUCCGACAGUGAAGACUUCAUUCGUUCCGCACACUUGACGGACAACUUGUCUACUUGGAAUUCUGCACUCGCACAGUUAACCAUCUCGCUAUUUCCGCAAGAUUACAUCCCCGAGAUCCUGGGAUUCAAUCUGCAUUUCGAGCUGGUUACGUUGGAGACGCUGAAAGCAACCAAAGAGCUGAAAGAAGUGGGUCUCGAUCCAUGCUACUUCUUCCUGCAUGUUUGCAUCGACAACACUGACUCCGGCCAUUCGGCUAUCGCCUUCCGCGCAGUGUGUCAUUUCAUGGAUUAUAUCCGUGAAGUAGAAGGAGAGGCGGCUGCCAGACGAGAUUGGAAGCGGAUACAGAAUGGUUUUUGCUUGUCACAGUUCUCAACCAAGUUGGAAUCCCCUCCAGAUGCCUUCCUCCCGAGCGAGCAUGAAACAAAAUUAGUGAAUAUUUUGACCAACAAAGUCCAAGCUUCCAGAAAAGUCCACUGCAACAGUCCUGCACGCAUCAAAGGCCGGUUAAUCGGAGACUGGUUGGAUCCCCAAAUGUGGCAGUCUCCAAGCUGGCGACUUGACUUCUUGCACGCUUUCAGUUGCGAUGAACAGUGGAUAUUUCCAGGCGACAGUCACCGCAGUCGAUUUAUCCAAGUUGUUUCUCCCGGCGGUAAGAUGUUUGGUUCAUUCACUGUGGACGAGCGCGAGGUUUUGAGAGAGUGGAUUGACAAUUUAUCACCCAAAGAUGAUGUAAAGACAGAAAAUCUCCGGGAAGAAUCACAAUGGCUUCGUUCCGAGCACCUACAUCCUGAGCAAGAUAUGAGACUGUCGGUGAAAAUAUCUUCGAACAACAGCCUUAUAUAUGAGAGGGUUCUCCCGCUUUGGUUUGCAGCUUGCAGCUUGCUAGAGGGGUUUGUGUCAGUUCCAACAAAAGCCGCCACACAGCUCGCCUUGAGCGUGCUGAAGGUCCUCCGAGUGCAGAACGGAUUUCGAGACUGUGAUCAGGAUUUCGCGCCGACCAAUGCUGCAGCUGAACGAGAUCCUCUCCACACACUGAGCAGCAUAGGACUAAUAAUGAUAGAGUCUGCGGGAUUUGGCAGCGUGUCUUCGCUCGCCCAAAUCCUUGAAAUGUGGCCGUUAGAUUUCUCGUCCAAGAUGGUUGAGCUGUCUCGAAGGCCAGAAGAAAACAAGGCGAUCCUCAUUGGCAUGUCUCUGGCAUUUGCCGAGUUUCAUGCUCAAGUGAGCUCCUCUCAACUUCUGGAGCGAACGUGGAGUGAGGCGCUUCGUACCAUUGCUGAAAGCGAAAUACGCCACCUGACCUGCUGCCGUCGACUUUUGGAAGAUGAAGGAUAUCGACGUCAACUCGAGGCCGGAUAUAAAAUCGCGACCAUAGAAAUCCACAAGAGCAUCAAGGAUGGGAAGGAAAGUAUAUAG